ACGGUGCCAGAGUUGUGUCGAGAGUCGUGUACGUAACGCCUGAGCUGAGUCGGUUGUCGGUGGUCGGUGAUCGGCGAGUGUGACGUGGCCAUGGCUACGAUCGGCGCCACGAGGCUUGAUUACUACGACGACAUGUGGAAGCUCGAAUCCACUGCCACAGUGGUGGCGCUGGUCAAGGGUGAAGAUGGCCGGACCGGUUUGGUUUUGGACCGGACGGUGUUCCAUCCGCAAGGCGGCGGUCAACCGGCGGACACAGGCUUCGUCGGCGUUGCUGGCUCGGAGGUGAAGUUCGUCGUGCAAGAUGUGCGGUCCAAAGACGGUGUGGUUUACCACUACGGUUUGGUGGAGAAUUCCGGCGAGGAGUGGGCGGAGGAGUUUGACAAAGGGAGAGAGGUGGUGUUGCAUGUUGAUGAGUCUAGGCGGAAGCUUAAUUCUAGGAUUCAUUCAGCUGGGCAUUUGCUAGAUGCGUGUAUGAAGAAUGUGGGAUUAGGCGAGUUAAAGCCGAGCAAAGGCUACCAUUUCCCUCAGGGGCCAUAUGUGGAAUAUAUAGGCAUAGUUCCACAGAAAGAUUUGCAAAGUAAGCAGAAAGAGUUGGAGCUGGAAGCCAAUGCAUUGAUAUCCAGAGGAGGGAAAGUUUUUGUUGCAGUAGUAUCAUAUGAGGAAGCAUGUAAGCUGUGUGGUGAAGACCUUCCCGAUUAUAUUCCAAAGGACAGCACUCCUCGUAUUGUGAAGUUGGGCAACAAUCCUGCCUGCCCGUGUGGUGGUACUCAUGUGUCUGAUAUUUCAGAGAUGAUCAGUGUUACAGUUUCUCAAAUACGUACCAAAAAAGGAUUGACGAAGUUCUUUUACAAUGUUGGUCCCUAAAUCUUGUUCUACCAUGACUAUGAAGGUAUGUCCGUCAAUCACAUUUUUGUUCAUCGAGUUGUCGACAAGUGAUUGGUGAACUGAUAUGAUCAAAGUUGGAAGGGGCCAAUUUUGAAAGUAAAGCAUUUAUUGCAGUUUGUAUUGUGUCUAUUGCCCCAUGCAUAUCACAUUGCUGUUUUCGUUCUGUCUCUGGGUGCCAAAGAGUCGGAAAACAUUGCGAGUGUAGAUAUGAAUGUAUCUGUUUCUCAUAGUCUCAACUUUCUGGAGCUUUGCUGCUUUGUCUCGAUCUUUUACCAAUUACACAAGCUCUGGUCAUGGGCAUAUGCAAGGAGGACCAUGUUGAGUUUGGCUUGGCCUCUUACCUUAUUUUUGUUCAUAUUCCGAUUCGCUGGGAAAGGCAUUCACACUGUGAGCUUGAUCCAAGAUAAAGAAUCCCUCUAGAACAACUGUAUGGUAGCCUAGAUGAAACAGAGAAAGAAGAUUUUGGUAUAGGUUAGGGGGCAUAUGUGAUACGUUUGUCACUAUUGGUUCUAACAAAAGAAUCAUAGACAGUUCAUUGUCACAGAGCUAUGUUUGAAAGCAUCAGUAUUGAGUUAGUAGUCAUAAAGUAUGAUGAAGUUCUCAAUUACUCUUGCGAGCUGGAUGCUCAAACUGAACAUAAAACAGAACCCAACAUAAACAAAGUUCUAGUGAAUGAGAUGAAGAUAAAAUUAAAGUGUUUUGGUUCGUUGAAGAUG
This is a messenger RNA of Fragaria vesca subsp. vesca, 1601 nucleotides long. Its product is annotated as alanyl-tRNA editing protein AlaX-L-like. Gene Ontology annotation, biological process: alanyl-tRNA aminoacylation; regulation of translational fidelity. The transcript is spliced from 8 exons. NCBI's taxonomy places the organism in Eukaryota, Viridiplantae, Streptophyta, Magnoliopsida, Rosales, Rosaceae. The record is from RefSeq and is a predicted model, not a curated record. Bases 91 to 864 code for a protein of 257 amino acids. Gene Ontology annotation, molecular function: ATP binding; nucleic acid binding; alanine-tRNA ligase activity.